Cannabis sativa is the source of this 948-nucleotide messenger RNA. RefSeq lists its product as uncharacterized. Bases 1 to 948 code for a protein of 315 amino acids. The record is from RefSeq and is a predicted model, not a curated record. Lineage: Eukaryota; Viridiplantae; Streptophyta; Magnoliopsida; Rosales; Cannabaceae. The transcript has a single exon.
AUGGAUAAGAGUUGGAUUUCUAAUAACAAUAGAUUGUCUGCCAAGUACAAUAAGGGAUUGCAAAAAUUCAUUAGAUUAUCAAGUAGUCAUCUGAAUGAGGAGAAUAAGAUUCGGUGUCCAUGUGUUAUGUGUAUGAAUUUAUACUUUCAUGACUUACAGACAAUUGAGCGUCAUAUCUACGUAAAAGGGUUUUAUACUCGAUAUGUUAACUGGGUACAUCACGGGGAAGAUAUUUUAGAAGAAAGUGAACAUGAUAAUAAUGAUGCUACUGAUGUCGAAGAUUUCAGUGAUAUUGGCGAUAAUAAUAAUGACAUUGACCAUGAUGACAAUGAUGAUAUGAUCCCAGCAAUUGAAGACUUGGCUCAAGAAGUUCCUACACAUAAUGCUUCUGAGAAUUUUGAGGAUUCAAGUCAUAAGGAGAAAUGGAAAAACUUCCAUAACUUAUUUGAUGAAGUAGAAAAAGAAUUGUAUCCUGGAUGUACAAAGUUUUCAAGUUUGACUUUCAUGGUUAAGCUAAUGCAUAUAAAAGUAUUGACUAGCUUGAGUAUUAAAGGCUUCGACAUGAUUCUUGAGCUUCUUAAGGAUGCAUUUCCUGAUGAUAACAAAAUCCCAAAUUCUUAUUAUGAGGUUAAGAAAAUAUUGAGUGGUCUUGGUUUACAGUGCGAAACAAUAGAUGUAUGUAAGGAUGAUUGUUGUUUGUACUGGAAAAACAAUAAAGAUGCUACAAAUUGUCCUAUAUGUGGUCAUGAAAGAUAUGAGUACCAAGGAACUAAAGGAAAAAAAAUACCACAUAAAAAGAUGCAUUAUUUUCCAAUAACUCCCCGUUUACAACGACUUUUUAUGUCAAGACACACCGCAGCAGAUAUGAGGUGGCACAAAGAAAAACGUGUGGAUGCGAAGGUGUACUUAGACAUCCGAGAUGCGAGAGGCUUGGAAAGAUUUCGAUAA